Messenger RNA from Elaeis guineensis (African oil palm), 1514 nucleotides. RefSeq names its product cytochrome c1-2, heme protein, mitochondrial. NCBI's taxonomy places the organism in Eukaryota, Viridiplantae, Streptophyta, Magnoliopsida, Arecales, Arecaceae. Gene Ontology annotation, biological process: mitochondrial electron transport, ubiquinol to cytochrome c. Gene Ontology annotation, cellular component: respiratory chain complex III. The record is from RefSeq and is a predicted model, not a curated record. Gene Ontology annotation, molecular function: electron transfer activity; heme binding.
UCCCCAUAAUAUCGGAGCCCGGAGGCUUCUGCCCUCGCCCACGGGCCCCAAAUGAUCCGCUCCUCCGAGUCUCCGAUCCAUCUUAAAAGCCCUAGCUAUUAUCCUGACCCAGAUCUCUUUCCCCGAUUGGUUCCAGGCGCGUGAAAGCCACGAUCUUUCUCGUUCGCUCUCCCUUCUCUCGAUCUCUAUCAGACGACAACUUGAUCUUACCGCGAUGGAAUUUCACAUGCCUCUUGUCUUCUGCUUUCUUAUUGCAUAUGCAUAGCUGCUUGAUCUUCAGUCUUCAUCCUUCAAAGAGUUUACAAAAAUGGCUUCAAGAAGUGCCAUCAACCAGCUUUUGAGGAAGAGGCCUCAAUUUCAAUCAUCUGUCCCACUUUUGGUUCCAUCUUUUGUGUUUAAGCAAGAUCAAGAAACUGUUGGAUCUGCUAGUGUGAAGUCACUAAGAGCAUUGGCAUUCCUUGGAGCAGGUGUCUCUGGUGUAUUGAGCUUUGCUACUAUAGCAUCUGCUGAUGAAGCUGAGCAUGGCCUACCAUGUCCUAGCUAUCCCUGGCCUCACAAAGGCAUUCUUAGUUCCUAUGACCAUGCAUCAAUUCGGCGUGGUCACCAAGUUUAUCAACAAGUUUGUGCUUCUUGCCAUUCAAUGUCUCUGAUUUCAUAUCGAGAUCUUGUUGGUGUGGCAUACACUGAAGAAGAGACAAAGAAUAUGGCUGCUGAAAUUGAGGUGGUUGAUGGGCCAAAUGAUGAAGGUGAAAUGUUUACACGCCCUGGUAAAUUAAGUGAUCGUUUCCCUCAGCCAUAUCCAAAUGAACAAGCAGCAAGGUUUGCCAAUGGAGGAGCAUAUCCUCCAGACUUGAGCCUUAUCACUAAGGCACGACACGAUGGGCAAAACUAUGUUUUUGCCCUACUCACAGGUUACCGUGAUCCUCCUGCAGGUGUUGUGAUUCGAGAAGGUCUGCACUACAACCCUUACUUCCCUGGUGGUGCAAUUGCAAUGCCCAAAAUGCUUAUCGAUGAUGCAGUCGAGUAUGAAGAUGGAACUCCGGCAACUGAAUCACAGAUGGGGAAGGACGUUGUGACAUUCUUAUCAUGGGCAGCAGAACCUGAAAUGGAAGAGAGGAAACUGGUGGGGUUCAAAUGGAUCUUCUUGUUGUCACUUGCUCUUCUCCAAGCUGCAUACUAUCGGCGACUGAGGUGGUCAGUUCUGAAGUCAAGGAAGUUGAUUGUUGAUGUUGUCAACUAAUCGACUUUUUGGUUUAUUUUAGAAUUUAUCAAUGUGGAAGAGGGAGAGGUCAAUAAUGGGUUCUUGUCAUAUAUAUUGCUUUGAGUUGAAAACAUCUUAGGCAAGGGCGAUGAUGGACGUAGAUGCCUGUAACAAUUCUUUUGGGAGUUUAAUCUACUCCACAAACCUGAUGCAUUAUUUCUCAAUUGGCGGCAGUUCAUGUUAUCUAACUUUUUAACAGAGAACAUUAUGAAACUAUGCUUGGUGAAAUAAAUUCCAUUUAGCUUUUGCUAUG